This is a messenger RNA of Lactuca virosa, 405 nucleotides long. The record is from the annotation of a GenBank genome assembly. Lineage: Eukaryota; Viridiplantae; Streptophyta; Magnoliopsida; Asterales; Asteraceae.
AUGGCGGUGGCUUCAGCACCAGUUAAAGGAGUGAAUCUUGACGACACCACUGCAACCACCACAGUCUCCGGAGGAUCACCGAAUGACCUAAUAAAAUGUGGCGGUUGCCCUUGUAACAAUCCUUGCUACAUUACUAGUCCUCCUCCUCCUCCUCCACCGCCACCACUAUCACAACCACCACCACCACCACCCAAGAUGCCUUCUCCAACACCCGGCCUGAACUGCCCUCCCCCACCCACUGGAGUUGGAUAUGCGUUGGGCCCUCCGGCAUACAUUUACAUAACUGGUCCACCAGAAAAUCUCUAUCCCGUCAACCAGUAUUUCUCCGAUGCCCACCGAAACUUCUGGGGUGCGUGCCCUCUUCUGGUGAUGCUUGGAUUUUUGGGUGUGCAUAUUGUUUGCUAA